Prorocentrum cordatum is the source of this 636-nucleotide messenger RNA. The record is from the annotation of a GenBank genome assembly. NCBI's taxonomy places the organism in Eukaryota, Dinophyceae, Prorocentrales, Prorocentraceae.
AUGCCUCCCGUGACGGCGGUCGUGGACAGCAACUUCGUGUUCUUGGGACUCACGGUCUUGGGCGAAGAGGUGACCACUGCCUACGGCUACGCGUGGGCGCACAUGUGGAAGGAGGUCUGGCGAUUGGUCAAGGAUUUCGGCGUCCUGCGCGCGCAGGGCCUCACCGGCCACAUCACAUACCGCGACUGGUACGGCAACAAGCUGGCGGAUCAGGCGACGAAGAGUGCUGCGGCGCACGGCAGGCUGGAGCUCAGCGGCCGUCGAAGGCUCGUGCAGGCGAAGAAGAUGUUGGAGGGCGUGGCAGUGCCCAAGCUGGAGUGCCGGCUACGCGGCGAUCCAGGCAAGAGCUGGUGCUCGGUCUGCCUCUGGACCGAGCGGCGCGGCGAACGCCCUGGCAGCAUAGACGUGCCGGUGCUGGAGCUGGUGCCGCAGAAAGAGUGCGAGCUGAAGCGCGAGGCGCCGAGGCUUGCAUGCCUCGUCUGCGGGGCCACGGGUGCGGCGCGGGCAUCCUCGUUUGCUGGGCCGCGUGGCGAGCCUGGCAAGGCGGGCAAGGCGGCGCUCUCGCGGCUCGCGAAGCGGCCGUCGCCUGGCGCGGUCAAGACCGCGGUGAAGCUGCGGCCCCUAGAGGGCGGCUAG